Suillus fuscotomentosus is the source of this 612-nucleotide messenger RNA. RefSeq lists its product as uncharacterized. The transcript has 3 exons. Bases 1 to 612 code for a protein of 203 amino acids. NCBI's taxonomy places the organism in Eukaryota, Fungi, Basidiomycota, Agaricomycetes, Boletales, Suillaceae. The record is from RefSeq and is a predicted model, not a curated record.
AUGUCCAAAUGCCCUGUGCCAACUGAGCCAGAGCAGAACACCAAACACGUUAGAUUCAAGGGCAUUAUUUUCAUUCAUACCUUUGGGGUGCCAGCACCAUUGCCCUUGCAGGAUCCCACCACUUGGGAGAUUCUAGACCAGUUUCUAAUGACAGAUCUGACUUAUGGUCAGAUGGAAGAAGAUUUUUAUGCAUACCUUGGCAAUUGUCACUGCCUUCUCAAUUGGAUGGAAGCCAGACUCACAUUGUUCUCUGGCGAUGGUAAUGACAAAAUUUCAUUAGCCAAUCUCCUUGCCAUGAAGCAUAAGCAUGUCUCAGCCACACCAACUGGAUCAAUUAACUCUCAAUUAAGUUCAGCAUCUGGAUUAUGCACUCGUCAGCAUCAUUCUUACACACAUAAGAAUCCAUAUAUCGACAUUGAAGCAGAACAGGGCAACAACAACAACAACAACAAUGAAGAAGAUGACCAGGAGGAGGAGGAUAUUGAGAUUGAUGAUGGCCCCCUCAGAUGCACCAAGGUUACGCUCCUACCAGGACUGAAGCAUGAGCUCUCUGAUGCGAUUGAUAGGAUUGAGCAGAAUGUGCACAGUGGGAGUAAUAGUAUAGUUCAUUGA